Molecule: messenger RNA, 555 nt
Organism: Punica granatum (pomegranate)
Lineage: Eukaryota; Viridiplantae; Streptophyta; Magnoliopsida; Myrtales; Lythraceae
Source: RefSeq, a predicted model, not a curated record
AUGCUAGUGUGGAACUGCAGGGAAGCUGGUAAUGCCAACUUCAGACGUUCUCUGAAAGACCUCGUGAACACGCACAAUCCAGAUAUCGUUAUCCUCACCGAGACUCUGCUGUCUGGUGAUCGAGCUACUCAGGCUGCCACUGUUGGGGAUUUCAAUGAAGUCGCCAGUAGUAUUGAUAAGAUAGGUGGCCGAGCUGUUAAUGUAAAUAGGAUGUCGACCUUCAAUACCAUGUUGGACACCUGCUCCCUUACUGAUCUUGGCUAUACGGGACCAAGACACACUUGGACAAACUUGCACUCCUCCUUAAGCCUUAUCAUGGAAAGACUUAAUCGAGCGGUUGCAAACCCCACCUGGCACCUUCUCUUCCCGGAAGCCUCAGUUCAUCAUUUACCCCAUAUACACUCAGACCACUGCCCUCUAUUACUAAAGCUAAAUCCUGCUAUGGAGACUACCCCUAAUCGCCCCUUCCGUUUUGAAUCCAAAUGGCUCUCCCACAUCGGAUUCAAGAAGCUAGUGCUCCAAUCGUGGGAACAAGCUAACUUCGACCACAACUAG